This is a messenger RNA of Talaromyces stipitatus ATCC 10500, 1274 nucleotides long. RefSeq names its product translation initiation factor eIF-6, putative. The transcript has 3 exons. Gene Ontology annotation, biological process: assembly of large subunit precursor of preribosome; maturation of LSU-rRNA; cytosolic ribosome assembly. Gene Ontology annotation, molecular function: ribosomal large subunit binding. The coding region runs from base 542 to 1147 and encodes 201 amino acids. The record is from RefSeq and is a predicted model, not a curated record. Gene Ontology annotation, cellular component: preribosome, large subunit precursor; cytosol; nucleolus. Lineage: Eukaryota; Fungi; Ascomycota; Eurotiomycetes; Eurotiales; Trichocomaceae.
AUAUCUUUUUUAUUUAUAAAAAGACAGACAAAUCAGGAAGGUUUGGUUCAUACUUCUUGUAUCUCAAAUCAAGUUUAUCUUUUGAGUCUACUCAUCUGAUUUUUUCACCUCUCGUCUCUACGCGCACCCCUCUUUCUACCUCAUCCAUUCGUAACCGAGCGCAUAAAAAAGAGGGCACACUACCAGCUCUCGAAAAUCAGCAAUCGUCGUCAUUGAAUCAGUCAAUAUUCUCGUUUUACAUACCUUUGUCAGUUUCUAGGGAAUAAAAAUGGCUGUUCGCGCUCAAUUCGAGAACUCCAACGAGGUUGGAGUAUUUGCAACUUUGACGAAUUCGUAUGCAAUUGUUGCUAUCGGAGGAUCAGAAAAUUUCUACAGGUUCGUUAUCAUGCUUUUCGACUUUGUGUGAUUAAAAGAAAGGAUUAUGGCCUGACUGCGGGGUUUUAUUAUAAUAGUGUCUUUGAAGCUGAGUUACAAGACGUGAUUCCUAUUUGCCACGCUUCGAUUGGUGGUACUCGUAUAGUUGGCCGAUUAACGGCAGGGUAUGUAUUCAAUCUUUUAUUCGUGCGGUGGGGAUGAAUGCUUACUGGAUUUAUGUAGAAACCGUAAAGGUCUUCUCGUGCCCACAUCCACAACAGAUCAGGAACUGCAACAUCUGCGAAACUCAAUCCCAGAUUCGGUCAAAAUACAACGGGUGGAAGAGAGGCUGUCCGCGUUGGGGAAUGUGAUAUGUUGCAAUGAUCACGUUGCGCUUAUACAUCCUGAUCUUGAACGGGAGACGGAGGAGAUAAUUGCCGACGUCCUCGGAGUCGAAGUAUUCCGUCAAACGGUCGCCGACAACGUCCUAACGGGCUCAUACAUGGCGCUCUCCAACCAAGGUGGAAUCGUGCAUCCCAAAACCUCUAUCCGUGAUCAAGACGAACUCUCCUCUCUCCUCCAAGUACCGCUCGUAGCCGGCAGUGUGAAUCGCGGUAGCCCCGUGGUUGGUGCCGGUAUGGUGGUGAACGACUGGCUUGCAGUGACGGGUCUGGAUACCACGGCGACAGAACUCAGUGUUAUGGAGAGUGUGUUUCGACUGGGGGAGAUGGGCGCUAAGGGGUUGGGGAUGGGGAAUGCGAAUAAGGAGAGUAUUGUGGAAAGUUUCUAUUAGGUCAUGUUAUGCCGGCUUGGACAUGUGAUGAAUAUCGAAUGAUAGAAUGAUGAAUCUACGCAUGACUUGGCCGACGGUUACUCCAGGUGGUGGGAGUGUAUGUGCAUAUGUAAGUAAUCACUGCACG